Molecule: messenger RNA, 2122 nt
Organism: Panicum hallii
Lineage: Eukaryota; Viridiplantae; Streptophyta; Magnoliopsida; Poales; Poaceae
Product: glyceraldehyde-3-phosphate dehydrogenase 2, cytosolic-like
Exons: 11
Coding region: 456-1736 (426 amino acids)
Molecular function (GO): NAD binding; oxidoreductase activity, acting on the aldehyde or oxo group of donors, NAD or NADP as acceptor
Source: RefSeq, a predicted model, not a curated record
AAAGCCCCUUCACUUUUUGCUCCCAUCCUGAGUCCUCCUCAGUCCUCAGUCUCAAGGCUCCCCGCCUCCCCGCUGAAGGUGCUUCUCCCACUCCCUGGUUCCCUCCCGUAUCCGGCUGCUUAGUUCGAGCGGUCGGCAAUGUUUCCACGGCGUCGUCCAUCCCCUCGCCCGCCCGCGCUGAGAUCGAUGUGCCCCUGUGGGGGGGCGCCUGGCGAACGAGCCCGGCGGGCUGGCGGCGUGCUGGUGCCGCGCGGACGGCAACCUGGACCGCGCGGACCCGCCGCAUGGGGCGAUCCGUCGCCCGGGAGCCUCUGGAGCAGGCGGCGGCGGCGGAGAGCACGCCAACGUCGCCAAGCCCCUUCGCCUCGACGCCCGCGGCGUCCAUGGCGGCGCCCGGGUGCGUCCCGGCCCAGUGCAUCUCGGCCGUUGGAAGGUAACGACAGAAAGACAGAACAAUGGAGCGCGCUUCUUCCUCCUCGGCGAGCUCCUCCUCGUCCUCCGCCUCUGCGCUCUUCGCUGGCUGGUUCCCGUCCGGCAUGAAGGAAGAGGUCAUGAACGUCGUCGUCCGCGGAAUAUCUUAUCGAGGGAGCGUCGAGCUCGUGGAGCAGGCAGAGCCGUUCUGGAGCACGGUCCAGUUCAAGACACCGAAGCCGUACUCGACUCGCGCCUUCCGCAUCGGCGACCAGGCCAAGCUGAAGAGCAAGAACCGCGGUUCCUGGUCAGGCGACGUCGCCGCCAUUGAGGAUGACGAAGCUCACCUUUGGACGUAUCUACAGAUUCGUGUACCAUCUGCAAGAGAUGGCAAGAUUUCGUUGAAAUCGGUGAGCAAUGUUCUUGUUACGGUUAAUCCUGUGGGUAGUCUGCUUGGAGUUUCUAGCAAAACAGAGAAGGGGGAUUCUGAUGGUGAAUAUACAAGGAUCAGAGUGGGAGUAAAUGGAUUUUCCAAAGUUGGUAGGAUUCUUGUCCAAAUGGGACUGCAGAGCAUUGACGUACAAGUUGUUGCUAUCAAUGACCCUACAAUGACUCUUGAUGAUAUGGUCAAUGCGUGGAAAAGCACAAACAUAAGCAUUGCAAAGAAGGAUCAUCAGACACUGAUCUUUGAGAAAAUGUAUUGUGAGAAAGACACUGGUGUGAAUGAGGGUAAGAAAAUUAAUGUUAAGGUUCUGUCAGAACAGAUGGAAGUCACUGUUUUCAGGGAACAAAAUCAAGUUCGUUGGGAACAAGUAAAUGUUGAAUUCGUGGUGGAAUACAGUGCUGUGCUCAAUAAUGAUAAGGUUCAGAUCUCUGACAAGAAUGAAAGCCUGAAUAAUUGCCUAAGAAAGCUUCCCACGGUGUUGGGUUCUUUUGGGUUGAAUGUGGAUGAAAGAAUCUUAAUCCCUCAUUUCUACGCAGGGGAGAAUUCAAGAAGAGAUUCCAGCUUUUCUAUUAUUACCAGAAGCACAGCUGCAACCAAGGCUGUCUGCAAGGUUUUCACUGAAUGGGAUGAACAACCCGCAAGCUUGCUUUUUCAUGCAAAUGCUGUUGUGGAUAGGUCUAUUGAUGUGGACAGUUCAAGUGUUGAUCUGAGAGUCAUUUUAGAGGAGGGUAGCGGCACUAACAGUAUUGCUGGAAGUAUAUAUAGGUUCUUCUGUGCUGAUGAGGAGGAGGUUAAGCGCCGAGUGAUGCGUAUCUUCAGCUGGUGUGUGGAUAUUGUCCGCUGUGUGCCGGUAGGAGGCUGUCAAUUGGAGUUAAUCUAAAGCUGUGUCUGCGCCUUGGGCGUGUCUGCGCCACUGGCAGGAAGUCUUGUCAUGAAACAGUUGCUGUUGAUGCAGUGUAGAGAUUUAGUGGAUUGGGAAAUCGUAUCUUUGUAGUUCUGUCCCCGGCAUCUCCCUUUUGGUGUUUCUGAUAUUACAUUGGUGCUGAAUCCGUCGAGGGAUUGACACGGUUCUGUCCCUGUUGGGGAUCCCAUCUGUUGUUUCUGAUAGUAACCAUUCAAGCAGUGGAUUGCUUAAUGACCCUUUUUGUAACAUGUAACUGUAAAUGUCUAAUCUGUUUUCUUGUCCUGCAUGCCAGGAGCUAUGUGACACUCAUGCAGAAUAGUUUGAAUGAUAAAGCAAAAAAUCAGUGCCUUAUAUUGAUUUCA